UGUUUAGUCGUUUUAUCUUACGACGUAAAAUAAGUGCUGUAGAGAGCUAUACGAAAAUAAUGUCUAUUAUUUAUACAAUAGUGUUGAUAAUGGUUAUACAAAAAGCUGUUUGUUCUUUAGAAUGCACAGAUUUUUAUACAAUCCUUGAAGAAAGAUCGUGUGAUGCUGCUAACCACACCUUUAAACCUGGAAUUUUUUUUAGUGACCCAAUUACUUUCAAAACGUUGUCAAAAUAUGAAAUACCUUUCGACGACUGCACUGAUACUUUACCACAAGAAAACUGCUAUCUUCAACUCUCCUGUGACGUCAUAGAAACAAGUUGCGAAAGGAUAGCAACAAGUACAGUGGAAACGACAGAAACCACAAUACAUGAAACAGAGACAACUUCGGACACGACAGUCAGAGAAUACACAAAAUAUACAGAAACUACACCGACUUCAGAACAUACACCGACUACGGAAUAUACACCGACUACGGAAUAUACAUCGACGACGGAAUAUACGCCGACUACGGAAUAUAAUGAGAAAGAGACGGAUGGAAUAAAAGAGGACACCACGGUCAUUUAUGAGACUAAGGAACGGAAAAUUGAAGAAAGAGAGUUUUAUACGGCAUUUGAAGAAACUACAUGCCACGACCUAGGGCCAAUAACAAUAAUUAACCCAGUGCCAAUAUACAAAUAUUUAAAAAACUGGAACAUAUCAAGUUUGAUUGGCAACGACUGUGCAGAGGUGUACCCGUUAAAUAAUUAUUUGGAACUUUCUUGCGGUGAUGUUGUGACGUCGUGUCAGAAAAAAAGAACAACGGUAGAUCUAAACCCAAGUCCUUCAACACCAGAGAAUCUUGGCAAUACUCCAUCGACUACUACGAAUGUUUUGAUAGCUGUUGGAAGCGUUGCUUCAAUCGCAUUGGUAUCAUACGCAGGCUAUUGUAUAUAUCAAAAAAUCAUAGAUCAUAUCCAAAGUAACACUUAUCAUUUACCACAAUGAUUGGCAACGAAAACCUGAAGCCAUAUAACAUUUCUAUUAAAAAUUCUUCUUACGAAUUCGCUGUUUCAACGUCAGAGGAAACUUUAACAAAGAAAUGUCAAAGUUUUUAAGAAAUCUAUAAAACUGUACAGAAGCUAUGUUGAAAUAAAAAUUAAACAUACUUAUUUCCGUGAUAAUAAAA
This is a messenger RNA of Papilio xuthus (Asian swallowtail), 1167 nucleotides long. RefSeq lists its product as uncharacterized. NCBI's taxonomy places the organism in Eukaryota, Metazoa, Arthropoda, Insecta, Lepidoptera, Papilionidae. The transcript is spliced from 7 exons. The record is from RefSeq and is a predicted model, not a curated record. The coding region runs from base 60 to 986 and encodes 308 amino acids.